Brettanomyces nanus is the source of this 585-nucleotide messenger RNA. RefSeq lists its product as uncharacterized. The record is from RefSeq and is a predicted model, not a curated record. The transcript is spliced from 2 exons. Lineage: Eukaryota; Fungi; Ascomycota; Pichiomycetes; Pichiales; Pichiaceae. The coding region runs from base 1 to 585 and encodes 194 amino acids.
AUGGAUUCUGCACCCAACAAAGUGAUAGUCAACACGGUUGUCAACGCCAACAAUGCGUUUAUCUCAUCACUGGAUCAUCUCCCAUGUGAGGUGGUUCGCUCUUUGUGGUUGAUCCAAUCGCUAAAUUUGAAAAAUGCGAAGAUACGUGCCAGACUUCAAGAGAGUUCCAAUAUUUCUGGGCAAGAUGAAGUUCGCCGUUUGUCUAGUUACUUAUCCCGAAAUUCGAAAGAAUGUGAAGCGGAAUCACGCCAAAUUCGACUGGUACUCAAAAAUCACCUCAAGUUCAUUGACAAUGACCUGAAGAUUCUGGACCGACUAUGCAAAUUCAAGACUUUGAACAAAGAUCCGAAGCAACAAAGGAAGAAAUUCAGCUCGUUCAAGAAGAAGUUUAUAAAAGAACAUGCUAAAGAAAUUAGAAGUGCCAGCAAUUAUACGGACCAGCACUCUACAGUCGUGAUUCAUAUUAAGCAUCCAAUGAAGAUCAAAAUUAAUUUACGGGCUUUGAAGGAUACUUCCAGGGAUACCAGCGAAAGCACCUCCAAGGAUACCCCCAGGGAUGAUGAUGGUUUCACUAUAAAUGCGUAG